Messenger RNA from Trypanosoma rangeli, 1788 nucleotides. Its product is annotated as putative L-ribulokinase. The record is from RefSeq and is a predicted model, not a curated record. NCBI's taxonomy places the organism in Eukaryota, Euglenozoa, Kinetoplastea, Trypanosomatida, Trypanosomatidae. Bases 1 to 1788 code for a protein of 595 amino acids. The transcript has a single exon.
AUGGACCCCAACACGUUCUCGUCGUCUUUCGACGCGAUUGUGUCGCUGAGCAACACGGAGGGACCAAGACGCAACAUACUGGAACCAAAGUUUGCGGCAAGGGAACAGAUGCAGGCCGUGCAGGAGUCUGUACGGAAUGCGUACAAAGAGUCCCCUUCACAGACUGCGAUGAGUCAACUUUGCCGGUGUCAUGUGUUUAUUGGUCUGAAUAUGUUAGAGACCGAUGAAGAGGCGGAAGGAGUGCAGGAAAUUUGCAAGGCGUACACAUUGACCCUCUCCGGGGCGAAGCGGGAGUUGCUUGACAAUGUUGUGGACAUUGCGGCCUACCCACUGGAGGAAAUCCUUAGAAAUGAGGUUCCAUUUGUUACGGCUGAAAAAGAGUAUGCCUUUGUCACGGAAUUUAUGCGUGUACAUAAUGCGUUGGGGUUGUAUUUAUCGAACCGCAAUGUUGAGUUGCGUAUCAACGACGCGAAACAGGUUCUGCUUGUGGCAGAGAGGGCAUAUAAAGAGUGGAAGGGUUGGUUUCAGUCUCUUCCCGGGUCUUGCCUCAUGAAGGACGUUCCCGUGUUAGACAACGGCACACUUGACCGAGCAAGCAUCGCACCUGAUGCGCUAUCCAUGUACACGGCUCGAUUUGAAAUGGAUACGGCGUAUACGUCCACACUUUUUUUCCUGGCCCAGGUUUACACGGCAUGCCAGAUGACAGUGCUGGCCUCACGGUAUUGCCACCACACUUUAUACCAUCAGCUGCUAAAUAAAAUGGAGUUUUCCAAGAAGGACUGGGCAACAAACGCAUUGCAUCUCAGUGCAUUUUAUAGUAGUUAUUUUGACUACGGUAAGGCGCUACACUGCCUUCAGGCCGGGGAGUACAUUAUGCCGAAAGAAAACGCAAACGAGGAAACGCUUGGGAUUGUGGCGUGGGCCUUUGGAAAGUUUUAUUUGCAUCGGCUAAAUUACUACGCGAAUGUGGGGCAACAGUGUGCGCCGCGGGGCCAUUUACCAGACGGCUUUGAAGAAUGGUGGGUUGAUUAUCCUCUUGAUAUUCCGCCACCACAGCCUCUCCCGGCAAUUGAAACCUUUGAGGAGGCGCGUGAGUGCUUCAAGGAGGCCAACACUUGGUUCAACAAGGCUCUCGAGUACUACUUGUAUGAUGGCAGUUGCACAGAGCACAUUGAAAUUGUGAAGGAUAUUGCACAGCUGUACGCGGCACUCAUUCCUUUUGAGGCGAAUCGUAGCCGCGUCAUUGCUAUGCAUCAACGACGUGUGGCGCUGCUUGAGCCAUUUCCUGGUGACUUAAACUUUAACGCGUACCCCACACUUGUCCGUCAGUUGCUAUUUGACUUGGGGGCCAUGCAUGAGGAGCUACUGGAGGUCUACAUGGAGCAGAAGCAAAACCCCACGGAAGGGGAGAAGCCGUUGUCGGACAAGAAAUUAAACGCUGUCACGGAUAAGACACAAAGUUUCUACACCCGCUUCUGUGAUACAUGGAAAGACCCACAAAACGGUACAAUUUCGGAGACGCUUGACGCAGAUUCUAGGUUGCCUUUCUUCCGGGCAUUGAUGCGACUGGCACAUUUGCAGAUGAAACGGUUUUUUAGGAAUCCAAAAGACGAAUAUGACAACAUCUCUAUUUCUAUUGGGAUGUUUAAAAGGGCCCUCGCCUUUGCGGCCAGUAACCCCAUGAAGGAAGAGGCGGAAACGGAGGCAAGGUUGGCUCGCGAGAUGGUGGCUCUUCUACCCAUGAAGCAGAAGGACUUGUGGCGAGUAUACCACAAUGCAGUGGAAUAA